AUGGCGUCAUCCUCAUCAGAGCCUCCAAAUCCCAUGCCCUUUUCGUGCUACCACUGCCGUAACCGUAAACUUAAAUGCGAUCGUCUUGAUCCAGAAUGCAGUCGGUGCUCUGGCACGGGCUUGAAGUGUCAGUACCCUGCUACUCGUAAACGGCCUGUCAUCACAGCGACGAGGCCGAGGGUCAAAGAGCUGGAGUCGCGGUUGGUGGACUUGGAAUAUCGCCUCAAGGCGGCUCAAGAGGAGGGCUACCAGUCAUUCCAGCCCUUUGAGCCUUCAGGAAAUCAAAUGUCGGAGACGGGGCGCUUUGAACAGUUGCCGCCACAGGAUGUUGUUGAGGAGCUCACAAAUGUCUUUUUCACAAAGGUACACACUGAAGCACAGUAUAUACAUCCUUCGCGCUACUUAGCCUCACUAUAUCUACCGCCUCAUAUGCAGCCUCCAAUGUGUCUUCAGUACAUCGUCAUGGCCCGAGCUGCGCUUGUUUCACCACCUCACAAGCAUCUUGCAGAUCCAUUCUACCGCCGAGCAAGGCACUACUUGGAAGCUGACGAGCAAAGGGGCGAGGGAGAGUAUUUCGUUACUCUUGCUCACGCACAAUGCUGCGUUCUCAUGGCUCAAUUCGAAGUACACAACACGUGGUUCUCCAGAUCGUCAAUGAGUACAUCAAAAUCCGUGCGGCUAUCACAGAUUCUAGGGUUGCACCAGCUGGAUAAUAACUGCAACUGGAAUCAGAGUGUGACGCUUCCUCCACCAAAAGAUUGGUGCGAGAUGGAAGAGAGGCGGAGGACGCUGUGGGCUAUCUUCUGCAGCGAUAAGAAUACCAGUGGGACAACGGGUUGGCCAAGUCUCAUGGAUAUCCGAACAAUGCUGCCUGCUUCGGAAGAAGCCUUCCAGCUCGCCAUUGAGGAGGCCUCGACGACACUGGCACAAGUGCUGAGCGGCGACAACUCUCUUUGCUCACCUUUCGCCUGUCGCGUCAUUACUACGCAUCUAUUUCAUGAAUGUCUUGAUCACACCUACCAACAGCAACCCGAUUCAGAUCCAAAAGAUAUUCAGAACAGCCCUUUCUGGAAACGCCACCAUGAUCUCGAUACAGGUCUGGCAACAGCUUUCGUCACACUCCCCGAAGCACUCCGUGGCGCAGAUACCCGGGACGCUAUAAAUAUAAAUCUACAGCUUCACACUGCAUCUAUAUGCAUCCAUCGCGUUGGUGUUGCGCGUGCAAAAAAACACGACAUUUCGGCCGAUAUACUAUCCUCGACACAAGCACGCCUACUGCCCUCUGCCGAUGCUAUCUUCAGCAUCGUUGCGGCACUGGCAGAUGUGUCAUCCAUGUUCCGCAACCCUCUUGUAGCAUUUGCAGCGUACAUGGCGACCUAUGUGUUCCUCGAAGACUACAUCGCAUCGCAGGCCAGCACCAGCGAGAUGAAGAUGAAUGCGCUGAUGGAGUUAAUGAUCGCAAUAGGCCGAGACAACCAGGUCACAGCUUUUGCAGCAGUCCAGAUGGCUCACGAGCUACACACAACUGGAAUAGACCCGUCUGCCAUGGACAAGGUUCAAGGUAUUAUGGCCAAGAUGCAUUCCAAGAGCCCGUUGAUGGGGCAGAAGGGUAGUAACGAGGGCAGUGUUGUGUUCUGUCCCUUUGAGAUGAUGCUGGGACCUGAGCCUCCUGGCGUUCCGAUUGAGAGUAUGAGAAAUAAUCUUGGGGGUAUGUCUUGGGGUGCUUCAGGUCUAUGA
This is a messenger RNA of Fusarium sp. VM40, 1737 nucleotides long. The record is from the annotation of a GenBank genome assembly. NCBI's taxonomy places the organism in Eukaryota, Fungi, Ascomycota, Sordariomycetes, Hypocreales, Nectriaceae.